Messenger RNA from Prorocentrum cordatum, 433 nucleotides. Lineage: Eukaryota; Dinophyceae; Prorocentrales; Prorocentraceae. The record is from the annotation of a GenBank genome assembly.
CCAGGCGCGUUCCUGCACGGGCGCUGCUGGUACCUGUCCGACGCUGGCGCCUCCUGCGCAGGCGUUUGCGCCGCCCACGGCCUGCAGUUCGCCUGGUACGCAGCGCCGCGGGAGAGGCCGGCCCUGGGGCGGCUGCUGGGGCGCGGCCGCGGGGAGGAGCGGCACUCGUGGGCAGCGCUGGAGUGCCACGUGCCUGGAGCGGCGCUGUACUACACUGCCUCGCGAACGCCCGGCUGCCCUGGCUGGAGCGACCCCGAGGGCUGGAGCUCCCCGCAGUGCCGCCUGGCCUGCCCCUGCGGGCCGCCGCGGCCCGCCGCGGGCUCCCCGCCGCGCUGCGGCGCGUGGGCGGCCGCCGCCGCGGCCACGGGACGCCGCUGUGAGCCCGCCACGCCGACCGAGGACUGCCGCGGCCCCCGGACGGCCAUCUGCUGAG